AAGUUACCAAGAGAAGCAGCUUAUAACCAAAUAACCCCAUCAGAAUGACCAGCAAUCGCACAGACUGUCAUUACUGCCUGCAGUCUCUUCGUGGGAGGAAGUAUGCAUUAAGGGAAGAAAACGCUUAUUGUGUUACAUGUUAUGACAGCCUGUUUGCCAACUCCUGUGAAGAGUGCAAACAACCUAUUGAGUGUGAUUCCAAGGACCUGGCCUACAAAGGCCGCCACUGGCAUGAGCAGUGCUUCAAGUGUGCCAAAUGCAGUCGCUCGCUGGUGGAGAAACCAUUUGCUGCCAAGGACGAGCUCUUACUGUGUACUGAAUGCUACUCUGAUGAGUAUUCCUCUAAGUGUUUCCACUGCCAGAAGACCAUUAUGCCUGGUUCCCGUAAAAUGGAAUUUAAGGGAAGUUCCUGGCAUGAAUCCUGUUUCAUUUGCCAGUAUUGCCGGCAACCAUUGGGAACAAAACCAUUGAUCACCAAAGACAAUGAGAAUUACUGUGUGCCCUGCUUUGAGAAGCAAUUUGCUCACCAUUGCUAUGGUUGCAAAAAGGUAAUAACUUCUGGAGGAGUGACCUACCAUGACCAGCCUUGGCAUAAAGAAUGCUUUGUGUGUGUUGGAUGUAAAACCCAGCUGUCUGGACAAAGGUUUAUUUCCAAAGAUGAAUAUCCAUACUGUGUAGACUGUUUCAGUAAACUGUAUGCUAAGAAGUGUGCUGCUUGCAAGAAACCUGUUACAGCUCUAGGAGGUGCCAAAUUUAUCUCAUUUGAAGAGCGCCAGUGGCAUGGGGAAUGCUUUAACUGCGCAAAAUGCUCUGUCUCGUUGGUGGGCCAAGGAUUCCUCACGCGGCAGGAUGAUGUCCUUUGUCAUGAAUGUGGCUCUGCUUCGUAGUCCUGUGGAGAGCUGUACAGCUGCAUUACUCUCACUCUGUAGCCAUGUACUUCAUUACUCUGCAGUAA
This is a messenger RNA of Mesitornis unicolor (brown roatelo), 955 nucleotides long. Its product is annotated as four and a half LIM domains protein 5-like. Lineage: Eukaryota; Metazoa; Chordata; Aves; Mesitornithiformes; Mesitornithidae. Gene Ontology annotation, molecular function: transcription coactivator activity. Gene Ontology annotation, cellular component: nucleus; Z disc. Gene Ontology annotation, biological process: positive regulation of transcription by RNA polymerase II. The transcript has 6 exons. The record is from RefSeq and is a predicted model, not a curated record. Bases 45 to 887 code for a protein of 280 amino acids.